GGUUUGCUUUUCAGAAAUUUAUGAAUGAAAUCGUAGCAAAACUGUUUUAAAAUUUGGCUGUAUUUUAUUUCUGUUGUGCUUUAUUGUACAAUAUAUAAUGGUAAUGAGAUUGCGUAAAUUGUAAGUAACGCCAAUUCUACCUAUAGCCUGGGGACUUCUGGUUGUAAGUGUCACGAAUAACGGAAAACUUGGGCGUGAAUUGUUAACUGACAUUUUUGUGAUGCAUAUUUGAUUUCUCAGAAUCGGAAAGAGAUAAUGAUAGGAUCAGGCGUUAAUGAAUCACCUGGCUUUAAAUGAAUUGAUUUUUGUUUCGAGUUUUGUGAUGAUAAUGCUGCUGAAAGCAACACAAGGGUAUAGUUUUAGUAAUAGACUCGGUCAUGAACUCAGCGAAAAUAUGCGAAAUUCAAUCGAUGAAGAAACUGAUUCAAAUCAUUUAAUAUUCAAACGAUCGGCUAGGCAUCGUCGAAUAGGACUCGUAAACACGAUCUACAGUGUUUGUGGAAAAGUCAUGGAAGUAAAAUGUAGUUCGAUACGAGAAAAAUGUCAUUGGUUGACAAAGAGAAGUACAGAUGAUUUUUACAAAAAAAGAUCUAAAGGUGGCCGAAUUAAACGCGGCAGGAGAAAAUCUAAAAAGGGAAAGAAUAGGAGAGGAAGAAAACGACAUCAUUUGAACAUUCCAGUGCAUUGUAACACGUGCAGAAAUCUUUGUUGGUAGAGAUAAAGUGACGUGAUUUACCCCAGCGAUGAACAGCAAAAUUGACUUAUUUUUACAAUAUGCUGUUGGAAUCUUCUCGUAACAUUGAUUGUAUGAAUCAAGAGCUUUUCUAAUUUUGUUAGCUAUUUAUGGGAUUCGCGAUAUCAGCCAUAGUUAAUACUAUGAAGUAAUUCAAGAUUAAUUUAUGGAAUAAUAAGCUGAUUUUGUAUUGCAAACAAACAGGCAUCUCUAUCUUGUCAUUCUGUGCUAAUUUUUAUUCUCGCAUUGUCACAAUGUGUGCAAUGCUCUUUUUGUGGCCAAGCAGUUCGUUGACCAAUAGUUAUUUUCAUGUUUUAUUUGAAUGAAAUACACUGUGAUGCAAAAUAUUCAUUCCGCAAAAAAUCGUCAACGAUAUUAAUUAAGUUGUAUUUUGCGGUAUGCAACAUAUACACAGAAAUUCUUUGCUGUAUUUAUCUGAUGCCGAGUAUAGAUCAUUGUCAGAGCACAAUGCAGAUAAGAGAUAUAAAAAAGACUUAAGAUGAGUAAAUUCCUUCUCUUUCAUAUUUAUAUUUUAUGAAAUAUGAUUAUAAAUUUUAUCUAUUUUGCAUUUUUUAUUCACUAUGUGCGUUACUAUGUUCCUAUAUUAUG
Molecule: messenger RNA, 1342 nt
Organism: Styela clava
Lineage: Eukaryota; Metazoa; Chordata; Ascidiacea; Stolidobranchia; Styelidae
Source: RefSeq, a predicted model, not a curated record